Molecule: messenger RNA, 2043 nt
Organism: Pungitius pungitius (ninespine stickleback)
Lineage: Eukaryota; Metazoa; Chordata; Actinopteri; Perciformes; Gasterosteidae
Gene: qtrt2
Product: queuine tRNA-ribosyltransferase accessory subunit 2
Exons: 8
Coding region: 318-1598 (426 amino acids)
Molecular function (GO): tRNA-guanosine(34) queuine transglycosylase activity
Source: RefSeq, a predicted model, not a curated record
AGCCUCGUGAGGAUACAGCCGCUGCAUUGGGAAGUUAGCGUAGCAAGUUGUAGGCGAGUGAAUGGAAUUUGGGCUUAUCUAAACACAUAUGUAAGCAUUCCCACUACAACUGCAAUCCACUCCUUCAACGUCAGCUAGGAGAAGUAACAGAGAGAGCGUUAAUAAGACGUGAAUGUGGUUAGGCUACCUAGCUAAAGGGGCUAACGUUACAUCCCGUGUGUUUUGCUAAGCGAUGCCACUGUAGUCCAAACUCGUGGUGGUUUAGAUAUCGUUCGUGCGUGUAGUUACGUUCCGUAAAUCCAUUCAAAGCUACUGGCAUGGCCGGCUGCAGGAUGAAGCUGGAGCUGUCCCGUGUAGUCCAGGGAAGUGGUCGACUGGGGGUCCUGAAGGAUCUUGGCAAGACGGGGCAGCACUCUCUGGAGGUCCCGGGAUGUCUGCUGCACACACACCUGGGCACAGUGCCCCACCUGACCCGGGACACCCUGCAGACCCUGAGCAACCUCCCCGCUGUCACGCAGGUCACGCUGUCCAAUAUAGCAGAGCAUCAGGAAGUUUUGGAGGAGUUCAAGGAUGGAUUCAGGAGGUUUGCAGGUCUUCACAAUACCGUGUUGUACUGCUCGCUGCACGACCCUGCGACUCCCUGCCCAACGGGUUACACCACUAACAAGACGGUGUCCGUGUGGGGCAGCGGUGGGCGGAUAGAGCUGACCGUGGCCAGGUUCAUGGCUCUCCAGAAGACGGUGCAGCCGGACUGGUACCAGAGCAUGGCCGAUGGAGAGACGUGGCAGAGCGGCACCUCGCGCAAAAGGGUUCGGAAGUCGGUGGAUCGAACUCUCGCCCACUUGGAUGAGUGUCUGCUGGCUCACCAGAACUCCCAGGAGUUGGAGGGGGUGGAGGUUUUUGGGGUAGUGGAGGGAGGAGACAUCCUGGAAGAGCGGGUGCGCUCUGGCAGGGAGACGGCCAAGAGGCCCGUGGCUGGAUUCUGCCUGGACGGCCUACAGACGGGUUCCAUGCAUCAGGCCCUGAGGACCCAGCUCAUCGCUGCUGUGACCGAGGAGCUGCCUGAGGACAAACCCAGGCUCCUGCAGGGUGUAGGACGACCCGAUGAGGUGCUGGCGUGUGUGGAGGCCGGCGUGGACCUGUUCGAGGGCUUCUUCCCCUCCCAGGUGACGGAGCGAGGCUGCGCUCUCUGCUUCGGCUUCGGCAUCUCCUCGGACCCCGAGCUCGCAGGUAGAGCGCCCCCUGCAGUGCUGGAGUUGGCCGAAGAGAAGGAAGCGUCGGGAGAGACUCAACACAACGGAGACUCAAAUCCUGCGGAUCAAUCGCGGAUGACGUCCUUUGAAAUCGAUCUCAAAGACAAGCGAUACAAAGAUGACUUCAGGCCACUGGUUGAGGGGUGUGGCUGCUACUGCUGCGUGAACCACCAGAGGGCGUACCUGCACCACCUGCUGGUGACCAAUGAGCUGCUGGCCCGGGUACUGCUCAUGAUCCACAACACGGCCCACUACCAGGCCUUCUUCAGGGCCCUGAGAGAAGCUCUGGCUAAUGAUAAACUGGAUGUCCUUAAGAGACGGGUACUGAAAGAAAUGACUGACUGAAAAAAACUGGUCCUCAUGCUCCUGCUUUCUACUGCAGAGGAGUCCCUCCGUGUGUGUCUGAAGUUAUGUCUCUGAAGCAGAUCCUUUUAAUUGAGGAGGAUGAAAAGACAACGCACCACACAGACGACCGCUUGAUGUGUGUCCCUUGGCUGCGCGUCCAGGUUUCGCACUAUAACGGACUCGCUUAAUCCCGCGUAUUGAUCAUGGCUGAUAGCCAGGAGGAGUCAAAGCGAGGUGGGUGUGAGAGGAGCUGGAUCCGGAGGACUUUGCAUAAAGAGAGGAAUGUGAGGAUGGAUGGCGGUGUGCUAUCGACAGUGAUUGAAUACCUUUUGAGCUCCUCGGGGUCCUCUGGACUCAUUGACAUGGAGUCUAGACCAGAGGGAGAAUCAACUUGGGUAAACAGUUACUUUCAUUUCUCCUGUUUUUCAUUAAAACAUAAAACAUU